Molecule: messenger RNA, 1862 nt
Organism: Pimephales promelas (fathead minnow)
Lineage: Eukaryota; Metazoa; Chordata; Actinopteri; Cypriniformes; Leuciscidae
Source: RefSeq, a predicted model, not a curated record
CCACGCGCCUCUGACCGUUCAUUCAGCACCACAGCAACAGAACAGCGACCACGCCGUGCACAUCAACAACGGACAAGGGAACGGUUUAUUUAAAAGCUGAAUAGCAGUCGUUUUGAUGGUGCACAUUUCAACGAUUUAUCCAAUCUCAUCUGGACGCCUCGCGUGUUUGUGUUGAUGUCUGUGUUUACUGAAGGAAUACACGCGGAAUAACGGAACGUCAAUUGUGAUGUGAUCGAGAGCAAAACUCCGCUGUGUAACAUACUUUUCGCGGUUCCUCUUUCGUCGUAAAUCAUGAAAUACUUUAAGAUUGUCUGUUGUUCCGAAAGCGCAAACAUCAAUCGAGAAAAACAGAAUCGCGACCAGCUCUUGUCGAGGCGAGCGGUCCGCCACACCUGACUGCUUUUGCCCUGCCUCCGGUUGUGACAUGAAAACUCGGACCAGAAAGAAACGGAUGAAAGGGCGAAGAGCUGUAAAAGGCCAUGCGGAUUUGAAAGGGUACAUAUCAGACUGAAGUGGGAGCCCAAAACAACCCUUAAGCCCGAUCGCGAGUGACAAUCAAAGCAUGGGCACACCGAAGAUCAAGAGAUGGUCGGAGGUCUUGCAACCUGUUGUUGAUCCCGAGUAACUAGAGAGUUAUUUGAUACCUGUUGAUCAUAUCUAAAUGGCAUUGACUUGGGGGAACGCACGUGCUUUUGAUUGACACCCGUUUAUGUCUUGUUGUUGAUUUUUUUAUUAUUAAAAUAGCCUACAUUUGUUUUAUUAGAGUUGCCUAUCACUAUUUUGGGCGCGUGGACUGUACAUGAGCUUAUAUCGACGCGUUUUUCCGGACAUUUGAAAGUAUUAAACACCCUACUUGGUUGGUUGGCCGAUUACCCUGAUUCUGACCCUCUCUAGCCAUGGGUUGCCUUCAGAGUGUCGCCUGCAAGCCACGAAUCAAACGCGAGAACAUCGUUGUUUAUGACGUGUCUGCUACUAUUGACCAUUGUCCGACAGUGAUCGAGGAGAAUUCACCCAUAGUGCUCCGCUACAGAACCCCGUACUUCAAGGCCUCCGCCCGGAUAGUAAUGCCGCCGAUCCCUCGAAAUGAGACAUGGGUUGUGGGUUGGAUUCAAGCCUGCACUCAAAUGGAAUUUUACAACACUUAUGGAGACCUCGGCAUGUCAAGCUGGGAGCUGCCAGAGUUACGAGAAGGACUGGUUAAGGCCAUCAGCGACUCAGACGGGGUGAGUUACCCGUGGUACGGAAACACGACGGAAACGGUGACUCUCUCCGGCCCCGCAUCCAAACCCACACGCUUCUCUGUCAGCAUGAACGAUAACUUCUACCCCAGCGUAACAUGGGCCGUACCGGUGAGCGAGAGCAACGUGCCUUUGCUCACGCGGAUCAAACGCGACCAGAGCUUCACCACUUGGCUGGUGGCUUUGAAUAUGGCCACGCAGGAGAAGAUCCUCCUGCAGACAGUGAAGUGGAGGAUGAAAGUGGACAUCGCCGUGGACUCCUCCAAGCCACUGGGAUCUCGAGCAAGACUCACCGGCCGGGUGUACCAGGACCAGCCCAAGGUGUUGACUCAUAUGGAGCCGAUCCCCCUUAAAGCUCUGGGCAAACCUAAUGCUAAUGACGCUCAAGUGCUAAUGUGGAGGCCCAAGCGAGGACCGCCAUUAGUGGUGAUCCCCUCCAAGUAGCAGGUUGUGGGAAAACAUGAAAGUUUUCAAAUCAAAAUUUGCCUUAAAACCACACUACUGCCUUUUAAGAGAUGCUUGGUUCUCAAAUGGCCAUUGAGACACUUACGGCGACAGUUCAUUUAAAAAAAAAAAAUCAUAAUUACAAAAUAAUUUCAAAUUUGAUGACUUUCGUUCCUUGUG